This is a messenger RNA of Papaver somniferum (opium poppy), 620 nucleotides long. RefSeq lists its product as uncharacterized. The record is from RefSeq and is a predicted model, not a curated record. Gene Ontology annotation, biological process: mitochondrial respiratory chain complex III assembly. Bases 185 to 388 code for a protein of 67 amino acids. The transcript is spliced from 2 exons. Gene Ontology annotation, cellular component: mitochondrion. Lineage: Eukaryota; Viridiplantae; Streptophyta; Magnoliopsida; Ranunculales; Papaveraceae.
UUUUGUUCGCCUUUUGAGUCUUGAAUAGUUGAAUACCUCCCUCCCUUACCUUAUUAGGAUCAGUGUAAAAGGAGAUGCAGUGUUGAAAAUACUGUUCCCACAGGAGUUGCUCUUAGCCUAGAGGUGUGAUCGAAGUUUACUGGAUCUGGGUGAGGAACUUAUUUUGUCGAAGAAAAGCAGAAAAAUGAAAUUUGGCGGGAGUCAACCAACUGGAACACCAUCACUUGCAAUGUCGACUGUUGUGAUUGUUGCAUCGCUUCUUGCUGGUGCAUCUGUAGUUCACAACAUCUACAAGCCUGAUCUUACAUUGCCACCGAUGGAGAAGGAUGAUGAUGACAAAAUGAAGACUAAGAAUACUAAUACUCCAGGUCAACCCAAGAAAGAUUAACACAAUGAAAAUCUGUUUCCGGGGAAUGCAUAUUGGAAGAACUCGCAUUUCAAGGACUCUCUAAAACCUCAGCUUGUUUUCAUUAUGGUUUAGAUGUUAGGAGUACUUGGGAAUUCUAUUGUGUUUCAGAUCUUUUAAUUGAGUUUCGGUUAGUUAUUCCAUUUCAUGUUUUAUUAGCUUAUUAAUUCAUAUGUUAGUUGGGAAAUUCUUGCCAUGGUAACCCAGCGGCUAA